Molecule: messenger RNA, 2211 nt
Organism: Lycium barbarum (goji berry)
Lineage: Eukaryota; Viridiplantae; Streptophyta; Magnoliopsida; Solanales; Solanaceae
Product: corytuberine synthase-like
Exons: 2
Coding region: 530-958 (142 amino acids)
Molecular function (GO): monooxygenase activity; heme binding; oxidoreductase activity, acting on paired donors, with incorporation or reduction of molecular oxygen
Source: RefSeq, a predicted model, not a curated record
AACUAGUACUUCCUUCUAAAUUUGACACCAAAACAAUGAACUUAUCAUGUUUCAAUCUAACUUCUUUACUCAUUUUUCUUAUCCCACCUUUAAUUUAUCUAAUCUUCUAUAAAAUCAAGUCCACAUUCUUGAAACCCCAAAAUAAUCUUCCACCAGGACCAUUCCAAUGGCCAAUAAUAGGAAACAUCCCAUAUUUUGUCAUAGGGAAAAAACCCCAUGUCAUAGUCACAAAAAUAGCCCAAAAGCUUGGCCCUUUAAUCUCUUUAAAAUUAGGAAACCAGCUUAUAAUUAUAGGGUCCUCACCAGAAUCUGCAACUGAAAUACUAAAAACUCAUGAUAAAAAACUCUCUGCUCGUUAUGCACCAAAAGCAACACCAAUAAAAGAGUCUGAUCUUAAGAGAUAUUCACUUCUUUGGUCUACUGAAUGUAAUAGUCAUUGGAAAUCUAUAAGGGUAUUGUGGAGGUCUGAACUUUUUUCUAAUAAAGCAAUGGAAUUAUUUGCUGACAAAGGGAAAAAGGAGUUCUUGAUAUGGUGGAUUUCUUGAUGUUUAACCAAGGUAAAGUUGUAAAUAUUGGGGACCUUGUUUUUAGUGUUGUUCUUAAUGUGUUAGGAAAUAUUUGUUUUUCAAGGGAUAUGGUUAAGUUGGAAGAUGAGACAGUUGCAAGUGAGAUGAAAGGGAAUAUUUGGAGGUUUAUGGAGUGUGGGACCACUCCAAUUUUAGCUGAUUUCUUUCCAAUUUUUGAUGGGAUUGACAUUCAAGGUCAAAAGAAAAAGGCAAAGAGGUGUCUUGAUAAUUUGUUUAAAAUUUGGGAAGGGAUAAUAAAGGAGAGAAGAGAAGAACAUCAUUGCAAUGAAUCUGAUGUCAAGAAAUAUGGAGAUUUUUUGGAUUUAAUGCUUGCUAAUGAAUUUUCUGAUGAUCAAAUCAAUUACAUGCUUCUGACAAAUGCUGCGCUAUAACGAGGUUUGACUGCAUAGGAAAGGCAAUGGCUGAUUUGCUGUAAAAAAGGUGUUAACUCUUCCAAUGAUCACUCAUAAGGAAAUUAUAUAUAUCUAUUAAAAUUACCUCCUUUUUUUUUUAAGUCCUUUUAUUUUUAAGUUUAGGACAAUAAAAUCUUUCUACUAACCCUUUGUUCUUCAAAAUAUAAUACCAACUUCUUUAUUUUCUAGUAAAACACAAGAUAUUCCAAAUAUUUUUUGUCAAUUGUUCUAUCACUUGUGAAGAUGAGUCGUGAUAUUUUCACUAACAAGGCCACAUGUCAAUUUAUAUACUUUACUAAAUAUUGUCAGAUAAUUUACUUCAGGGAAUGGAUCUGUAUUUGUAAUAGUUAUUAAAUUUUUUUAUUCUCCAGAAAUGAAACAUGGUCAUUUGAACAUGUUUUAACUAUAUCAAAUUAUGGUAGCUUAAAACACUUCUUAAGCAAACCGAGGCAUGCACACAAUGUGGAGAAUAUUUCGCCACUAUAUAUAUCUUCAAUUUUAAUCACAAUAAACAUAUCCACUUAAAUGAAUUAAAUGAAUUUAGUCCUAACAAGACAUAUCAUCGGAUCAAUGUUGGUAAUCAUUAGCAUAGCAAGAUUAAAGCACGUGGAGUAAUAAUUUGCCCCUGAUAUGAAGAAAGAUCAAGUGAUUUUUCUCUUUCGAAUUGGGAAGUCAUUUUAAGUCUUAGGAAUACUCUUAGAGCUCGUUUGGUACAAGGGAUAAGGAUAAAUAAUCCCGAGAUUAUAUUUGAGAUGAAUUUAUCCCACGUUUGCUUGUGAUACAAUGGUGGUAUAACUAAUCUCAGGUUUAGUUAUCCCGAGAUUGUAGUGUUAUUUUAUCCCUGUGGGAAGGUGGAAUAACUAAUCCCGGGAUAAGUUGUCCUGGGAUAACUUGUUUCCAACCAAACGAUCCCUUAGUAUACUCAACUACCAUUAUCAACAUCUUUGCAAAGUAAAUACUCGAAAAUGGCAGAGUCUCAUGUUGAUAACAUAUUAUGAAAUAUUAAUAAAAUAUAAGAGAACAAAAGAUGCAUCUAAAGAAUAUUGGGGAGAGAGAGAGCAAUUUUAUUGCUCUUGAACUUGAUACACAAUAGACUGAUGUAGCUUCCUAUUUAUUUAUAUUUUAAGCAAAAAAAACUUCUUAUUUUAUUGAAGAAAAGAAGCUACUCAUGUGAGACUUCUCAAGUAGCUGCUGCAAGGCUUUUCAGAAGCUGUCUGCAUGCCUUCUUGAUU